Molecule: messenger RNA, 11366 nt
Organism: Phasianus colchicus (ring-necked pheasant)
Lineage: Eukaryota; Metazoa; Chordata; Aves; Galliformes; Phasianidae
Gene: CSMD1
Product: CUB and Sushi multiple domains 1
Source: RefSeq, a predicted model, not a curated record
AUGACUGCGUGGAGGAAAUUCGAGGCUUUGCUGGUUUUCUGCGCGGGGAUCCUCGCUGCGGCUCAGGGUCAAAACUGUGGAGGUUUAGUACAGGGACCGAACGGUACUAUAGAAAGCCCUGGAUUUCCUCAUGGUUAUCCAAAUUAUGCCAACUGUACAUGGAUCAUUAUCACAGGAGAACGAAACAGGAUACAAUUGUCAUUUCAUACUUUCGCCCUCGAGGAAGAUUUUGAUAUACUGUCAAUUUAUGAUGGACAGCCACAGCAAGGCAAUUUAAAAGUGAGGUUAUCUGGAUUUCAGCUUCCAUCAUCUAUAGUGAGCACAGGUUCUAUCCUUACCCUCUGUUUCACCACAGACUUUGCUGUCAGUGCUCAAGGUUUCAAAGCUAUCUAUGAAGUAUUACCUAGUCAUACAUGUGGCAACCCAGGAGAAAUACCUAAAGGAGUACUUCAUGGAACAAGAUUCAACAUUGGAGAUAAAAUCCGAUAUAGCUGUAUCUCUGGUUACAUUUUAGAAGGCCAUGCCAUGUUGACAUGCAUUGUGAGUCCUGGAAAUGGUGCAUCGUGGGAUUUUCCAGUUCCUUUUUGCAGAGCUGAAGGAGCAUGUGGAGGGACACUACGUGGGACAAGUGGAACUAUUUCAAGUCCUCACUUCCCUUCAGAGUAUGAAAAUAAUGCUGAUUGCACUUGGACCAUAUUGGCUGAACCAGGAGAUACAAUUGCUUUGAUCUUUACUGACUUCCAGUUGGAAGAAGGAUAUGACUUCUUAGAGAUCAGUGGAACAGAAGCACCUUCAAUAUGGUUGACUGGUAUGAAUCUACCUUCUCCUGUUAUUAGCAGUAAGAACUGGUUACGACUCCAUUUUACAUCUGACAGCAACCACCGACGAAAGGGAUUUAACGCUCAGUUUCAAGUGAAAAAAGCAAUUGAACUGAAAUCAAGAGGAGUCAAGAUGUUGCCCAGCAAAGACAGUAAUCACAAAAAUUCAGUCUUGACACAGGGUGGGGAUGCAGUUGCAUCUGAUACAUGUCCUGAUCCUGGAAUUCCUGAAAAUGGGAAAAGAGUGGGCUCUGACUUCAGGGUGGGUGCAAGUGUGCAGUUUUCCUGUGAAGAUAACUAUGUGCUGCAAGGUUCUAAGAGCAUCACUUGUCAGAGAGUGACAGAUACACUGGCUGCCUGGAGUGACCACAGGCCAAUUUGCCGAGCUAGAACAUGUGGUUCUAAUUUACGUGGACCAAGUGGAAUUAUUACAUCACCAAAUUAUCCAGUUCAAUAUGAAGAUAAUGCACACUGUGUAUGGGUCAUUACAACAAUAGAUCCAGAAAAGGUCAUAAAGCUUGCUUUUGAAGAGUUUGAACUGGAAAGAGGAUAUGAUACGCUCACUGUUGGAGAUGCUGGGAAAGUUGGUGAUACCAGGACAGUGUUGUAUGUACUCACUGGAUCUAGUGUUCCUGACCUUAUUGUAAGCAUGAGCAACCAGAUGUGGCUUCAUUUACAAUCUGAUGACAGCAUUGGCUCACCAGGAUUCAAAGCAGUUUAUCAAGAAAUUGAGAAAGGAGGCUGUGGUGACCCUGGGAUUCCAUCAUACGGGAAAAGGACCGGCAGUAGUUUUCUGCAUGGAGAUACACUUACCUUUGAAUGUCAAGCAGCUUUUGAACUGGUGGGAGAGAAAAUGAUUACAUGUCAACAAAACAACCAGUGGUCUGGCAACAAACCCAGCUGUGUUUUCUCAUGUUUCUUCAACUUCACCACACCAUCUGGAAUUAUUCUUUCACCAAAUUAUCCAGAGGAGUAUGGGAACAACAUGAACUGUGUAUGGCUGAUUAUCUCAGAGCCAGGAAGCAGAAUCCAUCUGAUUUUCAAUGACUUUGAUGUUGAACCUCAGUUUGACUACCUUACUGUGAAAGAUGAUGGGAUUUCAGAUUUACCGCCUCUUGGCACAUUUUCUGGCAAUGAAGUGCCUUCUCAACUAGCUAGCAGUGGGCAUAUAGUAAGACUUGAAUUUCAGUCAGAUCACUCUACAACUGGAAGAGGAUUUAAUAUCACUUACACAACAUUUGGUCAGAAUGAGUGCCAUGAUCCAGGUAUUCCUAUAAAUGGGAGACGUUUUGGAGACAGGUUCCUGCUUGGAAGUUCUGUUUCUUUCCACUGUGAUGAUGGCUUUGUGAAGACACAAGGCUCUGAAUCCAUAACAUGCAUUAUGCAAGAUGGAAAUGUAGUAUGGAGCUCGGCUGUCCCACGCUGUGAAGCACCAUGUGGUGGGCAUUUGACAGCAUCGAGUGGUGUGAUCUUGCCACCAGGGUGGCCAGGAUAUUAUAAGGAUUCACUUAACUGCGAAUGGGUCAUUGAAGCAAGACCAGGACAUUCCAUUAAGAUUACUUUUGACAGAUUUCAGACUGAAGUUAAUUAUGAUACUUUGGAAGUCAGAGAUGGACCAGCUAACUCAUCACCAUUAAUUGGAGAAUACCAUGGAACACAAGCACCCCAGUUCCUUAUCAGUACUGGCAAUUACAUGUAUCUGCUCUUCACUACAGAUAACAGUCGUUCCAGUGUUGGCUUCCUAAUUCACUAUGAGAGUGUUACUCUGGAAUCAGAUUCCUGCCUUGACCCAGGAAUUCCUGUGAAUGGCCAUCGCCAUGGAAACAACUUUAAUAUCCGUUCUACAGUAACUUUCAGCUGUGAUCCAGGAUAUACACUGAGUGAUGAAGAACCACUCAUAUGUGAAAGAAACCAUCAGUGGAAUCAUGCGUUACCCAGCUGUGAUGCAUUAUGUGGUGGAUAUAUUCACGGAAGAAGUGGAACCAUUCUUUCUCCAGGUUUUCCGGAUUUUUAUCCAAACUCUUUAAACUGCACUUGGACUAUUGAAGUGUCACAUGGCAAGGGUGUGCAGCUGUUAUUUCAUACUUUUCAUCUUGAGAGCUCUCAUGACUAUUUGCUCAUCACUGAAGAUGGCAGCUUCACAGAACCAGUAGCCAGGUUAACUGGCUCAGUCUUACCCCCUACUAUUAAAGCUGGCCUCUUUGGAAACUUUACUGCACAACUUCGAUUUAUAUCUGAUUUUUCAAUUUCUUAUGAAGGUUUCAACAUAACAUUUUCAGAAUAUGAUCUGGAGCCAUGUGAUGAUCCUGGUGUUCCUGCCUUCAGCAGGCGAAUUGGCUUUCAGUUUGGUGUUGGAGACUCCUUGAUCUUUUCUUGUUUCCCUGGAUAUCGCUUGGAAGGUGCUAAUAAACUUACCUGCCUGGGUGGUGGUCGGCGUGUAUGGAGUGCACCUCUGCCAAGGUGUGUGGCUGAAUGUGGAGCAACUGUCUCUGGAAAUGAAGGAACACUGUUGUCUCCUAAUUUUCCAUCUAACUAUGACAACAACCAUGAAUGUAUCUAUAAAAUUGAAACAGAGGCUGGAAAAGGGAUCCAUCUUAGAGCAAGGAGCUUUCAGCUGCGUGAGGGAGACACUGUUAAGGUGUAUGAUGGAAAAGACAGUUCUUCUCGUUCUCUGGGAGCCUUCACCAAGAAUGAAAUGAUGGGAGUUAUUCUUAACAGUACCUCUAACCACCUGUGGAUAGAAUUUAAUACCAAUGGAUCUGAUACUGACCAAGGAUUUCAGCUCACUUAUACAAGUUUUGACCUCGUCAAGUGUGAAGAUCCCGGGAUACCAAAUUAUGGCUACAAGAUCCGAGAUGAAGGACAUUUCAUAGACACUGUCAUUUUAUACAGCUGUAAUCCUGGCUAUACAAUGCACGGCAGUGGCAUUAUGACUUGCUUAAGCGGAGAUAGGAGAGUAUGGGACAAACCUCUACCUACUUGCAUAGCUGAGUGUGGUGGUCGAAUUCAUGCUGCUACAUCGGGGCGCAUUUUGUCCCCAGGUUACCCGGCACCAUAUGACAAUAAUCUUCAUUGCACCUGGAUAAUAGAAGCAGAUCCAGGAAAGACAAUAAGUCUGCAUUUUAUUGUUUUUGACACUGAAGUUGCUCAUGACAUCUUGAAGGUAUGGGAUGGGCCCAUUGAGAGCAGUAUAUUGCUUAAAGAAUGGAGCGGCUCAGCUCUUCCAGAGGAUAUUCACAGCACUUUCAACUCAUUGACAUUACAGUUUGACAGUGACUUCUUCAUCAGCAAAUCAGGCUUCUCCAUCCAGUUUUCAACUUCUAUAGCAUCAACCUGUAAUGAUCCUGGAACACCACAAAAUGGUACCAGAUAUGGAGACAGCAGAGAGCCUGGGGAUACUACUACCUUUCAAUGUGACCCUGGUUAUCAGCUUCAAGGACAAGCUAAAAUUACAUGUGUGCAACUGAAUAACCGAUUCUUCUGGCAACCUGAUCCACCUACAUGCGUAGCUGCAUGUGGAGGUAACCUGACAGGCCCAGCAGGAGUUAUUUUAUCACCUAACUAUCCACAGCCGUAUCCUCCUGGGAAAGAAUGUGAUUGGAGAAUAAAAGUAAACCCUGACUUUGUCAUUGCCUUGAUAUUCAAAAGUUUCAACAUGGAGCCCAGUUAUGAUUUUCUACAUAUUUAUGAAGGGGAAGAUUCCAACAGUCCUCUAAUUGGCAGUUUUCAAGGCUCACAGGCUCCUGAAAGAAUAGAGAGCAGUGGUAACAGUCUGUUUCUGGCUUUUCGCAGUGAUGCUUCUGUUGGAAUGUCAGGAUUUGCUAUUGAUUAUAAAGAAAAGCCACGGGAAGCUUGUUUUGAUCCUGGAAACAUCAUGAAUGGAACAAGAAUUGGAACAGACUUUAAGCUUGGUUCAACUAUUACUUACCAAUGUGACUCUGGAUAUAAAAUUAUUGAUCCUUCAACUAUUACAUGUGUAAUUGGUGCAGAUGGAAAGCCAGCAUGGAACAGAGCACUGCCAUCUUGUAAUGCACCAUGUGGAGGACAGUACACAGGAUCAGAAGGGGUGGUUCUAUCACCAAGUUAUCCUCAUAAUUAUACUGCCGGACAGACUUGCCAUUAUUCAAUAACAGUACCUAAAGAAUUUGUUGUGUUUGGACAAUUUGCCUAUUUCCAAACAGCUCUGAAUGAUGUGGCAGAAUUAUUUGAUGGAGAUAACUCUCAAGCUAGACUUCUUAGUUCACUGUCUGGAUCCCAUUCAGGAGAGACAUUGCCUUUGGCAACAUCUAAUCAAAUUCUUUUGCGAUUCAGUGCUAAGAGUGGGGCAUCAGCAAGGGGGUUCCAUUUUGUUUACCAAGCCGUUCCGCGCACGAGUGAUACACAGUGUAGCUCGGUUCCAGAGCCUAGGUAUGGAAGGAGAAUUGGCUCUGAAUUUUCAGCAGGUUCUGUUGUUCGUUUUGAAUGUAGUCCUGGAUAUUUGCUGCAAGGCUCAAAAGCUAUCCGAUGCCAUUCUGUACCUAAUGCCUUAGCUCAGUGGAAUGACACGGUACCAAGCUGUGUAGUGCCAUGUAGUGGGAAUUUUACUGAACGGAGAGGUACUAUUCUAUCACCAGGUUACCCUGAACCCUAUGGUAACAGCUUGAACUGUGUGUGGAAAAUCAUAGUGACUGAGGGAUCAGGUAUUCAGAUCCAAGUCAUCAGCUUUGCCACUGAACAUAAUUGGGACUCUCUUGAAAUAUAUGAUGGUGGAGAUAUGACAGCACCACGUCUUGGGAGUUUUUCAGGUACAACUGUGCCAGCAUUGUUAAAUAGCACUUCCAAUCAGCUUUAUCUACAUUUUCACUCUGAUAUUAGUGUGGCCGCAGCUGGUUUCCACCUGGAAUACAAAACUGUAGGCCUUGCUGCCUGUCCAGAACCAGUAAUUCCUAGCAAUGGGAUCAAAUCGGGAGAUAGAUAUAUGGUCAAUGAUGUUUUGUCAUUUCAAUGUGAACCAGGAUAUACAUUACAGGGCCGUUCUCAUAUCUCUUGUAUGCCAGGAACAGUUCGACGCUGGAACUAUCCAUCUCCUCUCUGCAUUGCUAAAUGUGGUGGAACUCUGACAAACAUGGGUGGUGUGAUCCUAAGCCCAGGUUUUCCUGGAAAUUACCCUAGUAACUUGGAUUGUACAUGGAAAAUUUUAUUGCCUAUUGGAUAUGGUGCACAUAUUCAAUUUCUAAAUUUUUCUACUGAAGCAAAUCAUGAUUUUCUUGAAAUUCAGAAUGGGCCUUACCACACCAGCUCUAUGAUUGGCCAAUUUAGUGGAAUGGAACUCCCAUCACCUUUACUAAGUACUACUCAUGAAACACUUGUCCAUUUUUACAGUGAUCACUCAGAAAACAGGCAAGGAUUUAAGUUGACAUACCAAGCUUACGAGUUACAGAACUGCCCAGAUCCUCCUCCUUUUUUGAAUGGAUAUAUAGUCAACUCUGAUUACAGUGUAGGUCAGUCAGUGUCAUUUGAAUGCUAUCCUGGAUAUGUUUUGAGGGGGCAGCCUGUUCUCACAUGCCAACAUGGGAUCAACAGAAAUUGGAACUAUCGUUUCCCCAGAUGUGAAGCUCCUUGUGGCUAUAAUGUGUCUGCUCAGAAUGGUACAGUUUAUUCCCCAGGAUUCCCAGAUGAAUACCCUAAUUCCAAGGACUGCACUUGGUUGAUUGUUGUCCCUCCAGGCCAUGGGAUUUAUAUAAAUUUUACUUUACUCCAAACUGAACCUGUGAAUGACUACAUUGCUGUUUGGGAUGGUCCUGACCAUAACUCACCUCAGCUCGGAGUGUUCAGUGGGAACACAGCUCUGGAAACAGCUUACAGUUCUACCAAUCAAGUCCUCCUCAAAUUUCACAGUGAUUUUUCGACGGGAGGAUUCUUUGUUCUCAAUUUUCAUGCAUAUCAGCUGAAGAAGUGCCAGCCUCCACCAAUAGUUCCUCAUGCUGAUUUGUUUACAGAAGAUGGUGACUAUGGAAUAGGAGAUUUUGUCAAGUACAAAUGUCAUCCUGGUUUUACUCUUGUUGGACAAGAUAUAUUAACCUGCAAACUGAAUACACAAUUGCAGUUUGAAGGAUCUUCUCCAAUUUGUGAAGCACAAUGUCCAGCAAAUGAAAUCCGUACAGAAUCAUCUGGAGUAAUCCUCAGUCCAGGUUACCCAGGAACAUAUCCUAACUCUCAGACCUGUUCUUGGACUAUAAAGGUUGAUCCAGGAUAUAACAUCUCCAUAUUUGUAGAAAUGUUUCAAAGUGAAAAGCAGUUUGAUGAGCUGGAGGUAUUUGAUGGUUCUUCUGGGCAAAGCCCUUUACUGGUUGCUUUAAGUGGAAAUCAUACUGGACAACUGAACUUUACAAGCAAAAUGAAUCAGCUGUACCUUCGCUGGUCAACUGAUCAUGCAACCAGCAAGAAAGGAUUCAAGAUCCGUUACUCAGCUCCCUAUUGCAGCCUAAACCCUACCUUGAGGAAUGGUGGAAUUGUAAAUAAAACAGGUGGUCCUGCUGGCAGUAAAGUUCAUUAUUACUGCAAACCUGGAUAUAGAAUGAUUGGUCAGAAUAAUGCAACAUGUAGACGUCACCAAAAUGGCAUGUAUCAGUGGGAUUCUCCUGUACCAAUCUGCCAAGCUGUAUCUUGUGGUAUUCCUGAUUCUCCUGGGAAUGGUUCAGUUAUAGGUAAUGAAUUCACUUUGGGCAGUAGAUUGAUAUAUGAAUGUAAUGAGGGCUUCAAGCUAGAAUCUAGUCAACAAGCAACAGCAGUGUGUCAAGAAGAUGGAUUAUGGAGCAACAAAGGGAGGCCACCUGUCUGCAAAUCUGUGACUUGCCCCAACAUAGAGACUCUGCUUUCAGAACAUGUUGUCUGGAGACUGAUUUCUGGGUCACUGAAUGAGUACGGAGCUCAAGUGAUGCUCAGCUGCAGUCCUGGCUAUUAUUUAUUGGGUCAAAGACUCAUACAGUGCAGGACUAAUGGAACCUGGAGUGUAGGCAAUGAAAAGCCAAUCUGUAAGGUUAUCUCCUGUGGUGGUCUUCUAUCUCCACCAAAUGGAAAUAAGAUUGGAACCUUAACAGUAUAUGGAGCCACUGCAAUUUUCACUUGUAACACAGGAUACACGUUAGUUGGUUCUCACGUGAGAGAAUGCUUGGCAAAUGGUCUUUGGAGUGGUGCUGAAACCCAGUGUCUAGCUGGUCACUGUGGUUCUCCAGAUCCAAUUGUAAAUGGUCAUAUUAGUGGAGAUGGCUUCAGUUAUCGUGAUACUGUAGUCUAUCAGUGUAAUCCUGGCUUUCGACUUGUUGGUACAUCUGUCAGAAUUUGUCUACAGGAUCACAGAUGGUCUGGACAAACUCCUGUUUGUGUCCCAAUCACGUGUGGACAUCCUGGGAAUCCUUCUCAUGGAAUGACUAAUGGCAGUGAGUUUAAUUUGAAUGAUGUUGUAAACUUUACUUGCAACACUGGGUACUUACUUCAGGGUGCUUCCCGAGCACAGUGCCGAAGCAAUGGGCAGUGGAGUAGCCCUUUACCAAAUUGCCGAGUGGUGAACUGUUCUGAUCCUGGUUUUGUUGAAAAUGCUAUUCGUCAUGGCCAACAGAAUUAUCCUGAAAGUUUCAAAUAUGGGACAAGUGUGGCAUACCAUUGCAAGAAGGGCUUUUAUCUGUUGGGCUCAUCUGCUUUGACCUGUAAAUCUAAUGGCUUAUGGGAUAGAUCACUGCCAAAGUGUUUGUCCAUUUCUUGUGGACAUCCUGGGGUACCUGCCAAUGCAGUUCUUUCUGGAGACAAAUUUACUUAUGGCUCCAUAAUUCACUAUUCUUGCAUAGCGGGCCGAAGGCUCAUAGGAAACUCUACAAGGGAGUGCCAAGAAGAUAGCCACUGGAGUGGGACUCUCCCUCACUGUUCAGGAAACAACCCUGGCUACUGUGAUGACCCAGGAAUACCAGCCCAUGGCUCUAGACUAGGAGAUGAGUUCAAAAUAAAAAGUUUGCUUCGUUUCUCCUGUGAAAUGGGUUAUCAGCUGAGAGGAUCUUCAGAACGAACAUGCCUGCUUAAUGGAUCUUGGUCAGGUAUACAGCCUGUGUGUGAAGCUGUAUCUUGUGGAAACCCUGGCACUCCAGCCAAUGGUAUGAUAAUAUACAGUGAUGGAAUAUUAUUCUCCAGCUCAGUUAUUUAUGCCUGUUGGGAAGGUUACAAAACUUCGGGACUAACUACUCGACAUUGUACUGCUAAUGGGACGUGGACUGGCACUGCUCCAGACUGCACAGUGAUCAGCUGUGGAGAUCCAGGUGCAGUAGCAAAUGGCAUUCAGUUUGGAAAUGAUUUCACCUUUAAUAAGACAGUCAGCUAUCAGUGCAAUCCAGGAUAUGUGAUGGAACCUGCCAAUUCGUCUACUAUGCGUUGUAUAAAAGACAGCACUUGGAACCAGAGUAAACCAAUUUGCAAAGCUAUCACCUGUGGCCCCCCUCCACCAGUACUCUAUGGAAAAGUGGAAGGAUCUGAUUAUCGCUGGGGUGCUAGUGUGAGUUACAGCUGUGCAGAAGGAUAUCAGCUAUCUAACACAGCUAUUCUUUCCUGUGAGGGUAGAGGAAUAUGGCGGGGAGACAUCCCACAAUGUUUACCGGUGUUUUGUGGUGACCCUGGUACUCCAGCAGAAGGACGCUUGAAUGGAAAAAGCUUCACCUACAGAUCUGAAGUUAGCUUUCAGUGUAGACCUCCUUUUAUUCUGAUAGGCUCUUCAAGAAGAUUUUGCCAAGCAGAUGGUACUUGGAGUGGAAUACAACCAACAUGCAUUGAUCCAGCUCACAAUACAUGUACAGACCCUGGCACUCCGCAUUUUGGAAUACAAAACAGCUCCAGAGGUUAUGAGGUUGGAAGUACAGUCUUUUUCAGAUGUAGAAAAGGUUAUCAUAUUCAGGGAUCUACAACCCGUUCUUGUCUUGCUAACUUAACUUGGAGUGGCAUACAGUCUGAAUGUAUUCCUCAUGCAUGCAGGCAGCCAGAGACACCGGCACAUGUAGAUGUGAAAGCAAUAGAUCUUCCUACUUUAGGGUAUACUUUGGUGUAUACCUGUCAGCCAGGAUUUUUUCUUGCUGGUGGAUCAGAGCAUCGGACAUGUAAGCCAGAUAUGAAAUGGACAGGAAAAUCACCUAUUUGUAAAAGUAAAGGAGUGAGAGAAGUUAAUGAAACAAUAACUAAAACUCCAGUUCCUUCAGAUGUGUUUUUUGUAAAUUCACUGUGGAAAGGAUUUUAUGAAUAUCUAGGAAAAAGACAGCCUGCUACUCUUACUGUUGAUUGGUUCAACACUACAAGCAGCAAAGUGAAUGCCACAUUCACUGAAGCAUCCAGUUUACAACUCAAACUAUCAGGUGUUUACAAGAAGGAAGAAGCCCAUUUGCUACUGAAAAUUUUUCAGAUCAAAGGAUCUAACGACAUUUUCCUAAACAAGUUUGAAAAUGACAACUGGGCGCUAGAUGGUUAUGUGUCAUCAGGGCUUGAAAGAGGUGUUUUUACUUAUCAAGGUGACAUACAUGGAAAAGACUUUGGAAAAUUUAUGCUCCAAAGACAAGGUCCUUUGAGUGCAGACACAGACCUUUCAAAUCAUUACUAUGGUACAAACAGCAGUUCUGUUGCAGCUGCCAUCCUGGUACCUUUCUUUGCUCUAAUAUUAUCAGGGUUUGCAUUUUACCUCUACAAACACAGAACAAGACCAAAAGUACAGUACAAUGGGUAUGCUGGACAUGAAAACAGCAAUGGACAAGCUUCAUUUGAAAAUCCUAUGUAUGACACAAACUUAAAACCCACAGAGGCAAAGGCUGUGAGGUUUGAUACGACUCUGAACACAGUUUGUACAGUGGUAUAGCCUUCAGUGCCCAAUAUGACUGAUUCAUAGCCAUACCUCUGAUGGACAAGCAGUAAUUCCUUUGGUGCCAUAUACCAGUUUCCCUUCUUCUCUUGGCUUUGCUGCUGUAAUCUUUAACAUCUUCUGUGAGCCUACAUGCAGCUAAAUUUUCUGGUAAAAAUGUGUCAGUCUUCUGGGGAUCAGACAAGGAAUAUUUUUUCACCUUAAGUUGGAUUAAAAUGCCUGGCUGCGUCUGCUUCAACUCAAGGCACACUUUAAGGAAGACUGCCGAGUCACAUCAAUUAGUCAUAUUUAAUGCCUCAGACUUUCAUAUCUGUAUGUGGCUGGAUGCCUUUCAAUGCAUUCUUCUGGGCACCUGGAUAAAUCCUUUGAGUACUGUGACAAAUGAUAGCACCACAGAUUUUCCCCCAAAACAGGAAUAUUCUGAAGAAAUAAAGCUCUCUUGAAGGAGAACACAACCUUCCUUGAGGUUGCAUACACCUGCAAAUGCUUUACCAUUGAAAUCUUGCUAAAAGAAACUUACAGUGUAUCUCAUACAUAGGGCAGUUUGCCAAUUUCCCAAUCAGCCGUUAUAUUGCAAAAUGUUAAUGCACAAUUUUUUUGCACUAGAGCGUUAUGGAUGACUGAUAAAGAUACUGGUACAAAUAUACAGGGUUUCUACUGUUCAUUGUAUAUAGACAUUCACUCAC